Molecule: messenger RNA, 402 nt
Organism: Letharia columbiana
Lineage: Eukaryota; Fungi; Ascomycota; Lecanoromycetes; Lecanorales; Parmeliaceae
Exons: 2
Coding region: 1-402 (133 amino acids)
Source: RefSeq, a predicted model, not a curated record
AUGCCUCUCUACCCACCCAUACCCUACUCCGAGCCCAACGAACCCCUCCCUCCCAUCGAUGUCUCCUCCACCGACGCCAACCGCAGCUCCUUCCUCACUACAGACUACGACUCCACCAUUCCCCUCAUCCGCGCCCGCUUCCCCAACAUCGACCCCCUCUACUUCACCAAAAUCUUCCGCGGCACCAUCCACCCCGAAGGCCUAAUCUGGCUCGACGUCGACCGCCAAGACGCAUCGCCCCCAACUUCUCCGACCUCGCGCACCUGCUCUACUGCUUCGAGAUCUACGGCCAGAUCCUCGGGCGCUGUCGGAGUACCGCGUCCGGGUGCUGAAGUUGAGCAAGGUGGCGAGCUUCGAGAGCUUGAGGGACUGGCACAAGGCGUAUCUGGGGGCGCAGAUUAG